Messenger RNA from Pocillopora damicornis (cauliflower coral), 654 nucleotides. Its product is annotated as MFS-type transporter SLC18B1. The record is from RefSeq and is a predicted model, not a curated record. Gene Ontology annotation, biological process: transmembrane transport. NCBI's taxonomy places the organism in Eukaryota, Metazoa, Cnidaria, Anthozoa, Scleractinia, Pocilloporidae. Gene Ontology annotation, molecular function: transmembrane transporter activity.
ACAGGUAUUUUUAUCGCUGGAACAUCUUUGAUGUUAAUGGGAUUUGGCGAAGUGAUUUUUGAUCCAACAAUGUUUAUAGUCUUUUGCUUUGUGUUACGAAUAACAUCAGCAAUUGGGGCAGCGGCAGCUGAAACUUCUGUCCUCGCUUUCGUGCUCCAGAGGUUUCCAAAUAAUACCGGAGCAAUUGCUGCAGGAAUGCAGCUAUCUUGUCUUGGUGGAAAUUCCUUUGCUCCAGUUUUCGGAGGGUUUCUCUACACGGUAGGAGGCUUCAAACUUCCUUUCAUCAUUAUGGGUAUAAUUCUGUUAUGUAGCACUGGAAUUUUAGCUUUUCUGCUAUCACACGAAACAGAGAGUCAGAAAGAUGAUGAAUCAAAGGAAAGCAUAUCCAUUUGUAAAUCUAUGCGACCAUUAAAGAUUCCCGCUGUUUUUAUGAUGGAGUUUACCUCUGUUAUCGGUUGCUUGUGUUAUGGUUUCAUACAACCAAUCUUGGCGCCUCAGUUAAGGAAGCUGGGUCAAAAUAGUGUACAGAUUGGUCUUGUUUUCUUCUUCUUUGCCGGUUUUAACGCCCUCUCAGCGAUAGCACUGGGCUUUAUAGCAGACAAAACGAAAACAAUCUUGUCUCUUAUUUCUUCAAAUCAGUAUUUCAUGUUUUAG